This is a messenger RNA of Prunus armeniaca (apricot), 2556 nucleotides long. Lineage: Eukaryota; Viridiplantae; Streptophyta; Magnoliopsida; Rosales; Rosaceae. The record is from the annotation of a GenBank genome assembly.
AUGGGUUUUGAGGGGGAAUCUUCCAAGCUCAAGGAAGAUGGAGGACACAGAAGUAUAAGUAGUGCUGCACCAAAUCCGGAGGAAGUUGUUAAGCCAAAAAUAUUCCUGCGAAAGUGGGAUAUCAUAUUUACAGUAUCAUCUGCACUUGCUGUGUUCGUUGACCCUUUGAGCUGCUACAUUCCCAUCAUCGUCGACAAUAGCGCGUGCUACUAUUGGGACCCAAAGUUGGUGUGGACAUUUUUCGCCUUACGAUCAGUCGGCGAUCUAUUUUAUGCAAUGGACAUUUUUGUUUUCCUAAGGCGAAGUCGCAGCAAAGGUAAUCCCAUUUUGGUUUCCAUAAACCGACGUCGCGGCAAUGGUAAUGCCAAGCCAUUUGGGGCCUCCUGGAUGAAGUUUUUUGGCGGUCCUGAUUCCACAAUUUGCAAGGUGUUGAAUGGCCAGAAAUCACUUAGGUUCAAAUCACUUAGGUUCUUAGGCAUUCUAUCUCGCAUUUGUGCUGCUCUUCCCAUUCUACAGGCAAUCAUACUCACCGGAAAAUAUACAUACUUUGGUAGCAUAUACGGUAAUCUUUUUUAUCUAAUUCCGAUCCAAUAUACUCUACGGGCUUAUAAUCUCUACCAAUGGCUCGAUCGGCAUGCUAACAUAGAGACCACAGUAAAAAGAUUGCUUAAAUAUGCUCUGGACUUCCUUCCAUUUAUCCUUGCUGCUCAUGGUUUAUUACAUUUCCAAAGAAUCUUCACCCACCCCCAAACAACCACUUUGAGACUUUGUUCCUCUUCGUUUUCUUCAAAUCCCUCCGCUCAGCUAUCUGCUCCUACCCAGUGCUGCGUUAAUCUAGAUGAGGAGGGGGAAUCUUCCAAGCUCAAGGAAGAUGGAGGACACACAAGUACAAGCAGUGCUGCAGCAAAAGGGUCAAAACAGGAGGAAGUUGUUAAUAACGCAUAUCAGAUUCAUCAGCAGCCAAAAAAAUUGCUUCCAAAGUGGGAGAUCAUAUUUACAGUAGCAUCUGCAUUUGCUGUGUUCGUUGAUCCUUUGAGCUGCUACGUUCCCGUCAUCAUCGACGAUAGCACGUGCUACUAUUGGGACCAAACCUUGAUGUGGACAUUUUUGGCCUUACGAUCAGCCGGCGAUCUAUUUUAUGGAAUGGACGUUUUGGUUUUCAUAAAGCGUCGCAGCAAUGUUAAUGCCAAGCCAUUUGGGGCCUCCUGGACAAAGCAUUUUGGCGGUCAUGAUUCCAGAAUUUGGAAGGUGUUGAAUGGCCAAAAAUCACUUAGGUUCUUAGGCAUUCUACCUCGCAUUUGUGCUGCUCUUCCCAUUCUACAGGCAAUCAUAUUCAUUGGAAAAUACACAUACCUUGAUAACAGUAAUCUUUUUUAUCUAAUUCCAAUCCAAUAUACUCUACGGGCUCAUAACCUCUACCGAUGGCUCGAUCAGCAUGCUAACUUAGAGACCGCAGCAGUAAAAAGAUUGCUUAAAGCUGCUCUGGACUUCCUUCCAUUCAUCCUUACUGCUCAUCUAUUCGGAGCCUUGUGGUACUUUUUUGCUGUGGACCGAAAGAUGGUUUGCUGGCAGGAGCAUAUCUGUAAAAUUUAUGAUGUAUGUGCUCGUGAAACGCGAGUUUAUUUCUUCUAUUGCAGUAGCUUCACUCCAGAAAACAAUAUGAUGUUCAAUGUCUCGCGUUUACACGAAGCAUGCGCUGUACAACUUUCAGCAAAUGUAACAAGUUUACCUUUCGAUUAUGGUAUAUAUCUAUACGCUCUCCAAUCUAAUAUGACAAGCUCAAGAGAUCUUCCAGUGAAGAUGUUGCAAUGUAUUUGGUGGGGCUUGCGAAAUCUGAGUUCUUUUGGUUCAAACCUCCAGACCAGUUUCUUUAAGGACGAAAUCAUCUUUUCGAUUGUGAUCUCUAUAAGUGGCUUGGCACUAUUUUUAGUAUAUCUCAAUUCAAGGGUGCAGGGGUCAAAAAAAGUGUCAAAUCAGCUUAAAUUGCAGCAGAAGAUUGAAACGAUAUAUCCAGACAUAAUAGAGCAAAUGCGUAAUAAUUGCAGUCUCGGCUUGGCUUCACUAAAGAAAAUGCCGUUGCUUGAAAGUACAGAUGAGAAAGUGUUAAAAGCAAUUUGCGAGUAUCUUAAGCCGGUGACUUAUGGCGAGGAUGUUUAUAUCAUUCGAGAGGGAGAACCACUUCGAAAGAUGUUUUUCAUCACACGGGGCACUGCAUUGACCUACACAACUAUUAAGGGUGGAACAAAUGUGUGCAAGUGCCUUGAGAAAAGUGAUUUUUACGGAGAAGAACUUCUAAAUUGGGCAUUCAAAUUUUGCUCAUUUUCAGAGUUACCUAUCUCCACUACAAAUCUUAUAUCCCAAACAAAAGUUGAAGCAUUUUCAAUUAGGGCCAACCACUUGAAGUCAAUUGUCGCUCAAUUUUGGUGGCAUUUUCAGAGGAAGCUUCCUCGUUCUCAAUUGGAGCAUUUUGCAGCUUCUUCCAUACAGGCAUUCUGGCGCCGCCGUCGUGCAAAGGCUAAGGGCCCAACUAGAUGGGACAAACUUACAUUAAAUUAG